Molecule: messenger RNA, 1224 nt
Organism: Cebus imitator (Panamanian white-faced capuchin)
Lineage: Eukaryota; Metazoa; Chordata; Mammalia; Primates; Cebidae
Gene: SPATA9
Product: spermatogenesis associated 9
Exons: 5
Coding region: 156-920 (254 amino acids)
Source: RefSeq, a predicted model, not a curated record
AGUAACAAAGAAUUCCAGCAGUGAGCUGUGAGUUCCGUCUUUGCUGGCUUUCCCAAGUGGAAGGCUACACUCAUCCUUCACUAAUGGCAGACUAGGACAAGCAUUGCCCAGGCCUGCAAGCUUGUUAAGCAGUAGGAACCCAGCAAGAACUCAUCAUGCUAAUCAAACCUGUUGGGUGGAUAUGUGGGCAGGUGUUGAAGAACUUUUCUGGAAGAAUCGAGGGGAUCCAGAAAGUAAUCAUGGACCUUGUAGAUGAGUUUAAAGAUGAAUUUCCCAGCAUCCUAGGAUUAUCACAGUCUAAUCAGAAAAGAGAACCUGCGCAGAAAACAUCCAAAAUCAGGAUGGCUAUUGCUUUAGCCAAGAUUAAUCGAGAAACAUUAAUUCAAGGAUUAAACAGCAUAUCCAGAUCCUCCAAAUCAGUGGCCAAACUUCUGCAUCCUCAGCUUGCAUGCAGACUUUUAGAGCUAAGGCACAUAUCUGCUCGUCUGCUGAGGGAAGUUAACGUGCCAAGGCAACCCCUGUAUAACACGCAGAUCAGAAAGGGCUCUUUGUUUGAAAUCAUCUCCUUUCCAGCAAAGACGGCUUUAACUAGCAUAAUAUAUGCUUCAUAUGCAGCACUAAUUUAUUUGGCAGUCUGUGUUAAUGCUGUGCUGGAGAAGGUAAAGAAUAUCUUCCAAGAAGAAGAAUCCAUAAGGCAAAGCAGAGAAGAAAGUGAAAAUUGUAGAAAAGCCUUUUCUGAGCCUGUGCUUUCAGAGCCUAUGUUUCCUGAAGGUGAAAUCAAAGCAAAACCUUAUAGGUCAUUGCCGGAGAGGCCAGACAUUUCAUGUUACCCCAAGCUUCCUGCUAAUAAGCAGAGUAACAAGAUCCAAGUUUUACAUUCUGUGUUUGACCAAUCAGCUGAAAUGGAUGAGCAAAUCUGAAUGCAGAUAUCACUGAACAGAACUUAAAAGUUACCUAUUUUAAUGGCACAUUUCAUCUGACAAAACUCAGAGACUAGUUUAAAUAUUCUGAAUUGCUCUGCUUUCUUUUAAAAAAGAGAAGGGGACUACAAUUAAAAUGUCAUUUUCUAGUAUUUACAUGAUAGAGUAAAUAAAAUGAAUAUUGAUGUGGAAUAUAUGUACUGACUACUUUCAAUGAACAAGAAAAUCCACCCUUUGGUGGGUUAGACUUUACACUGUGGUUUAUAAUAUGAACAUAUAUAUAUAUAAUACAUUAAUGUUUUUA